Molecule: messenger RNA, 1433 nt
Organism: Carcharodon carcharias (great white shark)
Lineage: Eukaryota; Metazoa; Chordata; Chondrichthyes; Lamniformes; Lamnidae
Gene: aspnat
Product: N-acetyltransferase 8-like
Exons: 5
Coding region: 117-1001 (294 amino acids)
Cellular component (GO): mitochondrial membrane
Molecular function (GO): L-aspartate N-acetyltransferase activity
Source: RefSeq, a predicted model, not a curated record
CUAGGGAUUUGGGAUACUGAUAUCCAGUCCCGAGCUGUCAGAGAGGGUGCAACAGAGGUGAUUGGAGGGCGAUCGGAUGAAAUCCUGCGAAGGAAAGGGUCCGCCAGCUAUUUUUUAUGCAUUUUUUACCUGCCACCAUGGUUUGCGAAACGAAAAUCGUGGCGGACGAGGAGAUGCCGGGCUCCAAGGGCGACGCCAUGGUCUCCUCCAGCCAGAUGUGGCCAGCGCCCGGGUCCCCGCCGCCAGUGGCCGCUCCGACGCCGCCGCCGCCGCCGCCGCCGCUGCAACCGCUCCAGCCGCCGCUACAGCCGAAGCCCGAAGCCGUCUUCAUUCGGGAGUUUCAGCCCGGGGACCAGGCGAGUGUCCGCCGCAUCUUUUACGAAGGGAUCAUGGAGCGGAUCCCCAACACGGCACUGAGGGGGUUAAAACAACAGCCGAAGAUGCUCCUCUUCUAUUCCUGCUUGACCGUAAUGUGCUUUUAUCUGACCAAGUCCGUGCUGCUGACCUGCUGUGUGCCCACCUUACUAUUGGGCGCGAGAUAUUACUACAGUAGGAAAGUUAUCCUCAGCUAUCUUGAGUGUGUACUACAAACCGAUAUGUCAGAUAUAGAGCAGUAUUACAUGAAACCUGCAGGUUCCUGCUUCUGGGUUGCAGUUCUGGACGGGAAUGUUGUGGGCAUCGUGGCUGCCAGAGGCAACGAGGAGGAUAACACAGUGGAACUCCGCCGCAUGUCCGUGGACUUUGACCAGCGAGGGAAGGGCAUUGCCAAGGCCCUGGGCCGCAAGGUCCUGGAGUUUGCGGUUCUCAACAACUACUCGGCCGUGGUGCUGGGGACCACUGCUGUCAAGCCGGCUGCCCACAAGCUGUACGAGUCUUUGGGAUUCAGAUACGUGGGCAUCACUGAACACUACGUGCUCCCGGGGAUGAACCACUCGGUCUUGGAGAAAAUGUUUUUCCAGCUUCGUUACCACCGCUACCGGCUGCUUAUCCGUGAAGAGUAAACGUUUCCCGGCUUACCUCUUACCCACUCCCUCACCCCCUUCCCCUGACAAACACCGGAAUCGAAUGCCCAAUGCUUCGUAAUACUUUGAUGAUUCUUUAUUCCACCCUGCUGCCCCACUUAACUUCUCAUGGCAGUUGGGAGUUACGAUCGUGCCAGACUUGCUGUAGGGUGGUGGUGCCUGUGAUCAAAGCAACCUGCCUGCAGCUAAUAUUCUUACCAUCUGCAGCAUGUCUGGCUGGGGUCAACAUUCAGCCCGACCCAAGUAACCGUCAACUAGACCUCCAUCAGUACAUCAGUCACACAGUACGGAUGCGGUAACAAUUACUGUAUUGGCGUAGGCUUUUGAAGGAGAGCAUGGAUUGAAUUGGGGAUGGAUCAUUGCACAUGCAUUUAAUGUACUGUCAGUGAUGAUCAAUGAUCAGUACCCUUU